AUGGGACCAGAGGGCUGGGGGAAACGAAAUAGAGAAGGAAAAUUGUUGCUGGAAUUCUGCAAGAGGAAUGGGCUGGCGAUCGCAAAUUCCUGGUACAAGAAGAGAAGUAGCCACAAAAUAACUUGGUACAGUGGAGACUGGUCCCAAACUUCAGUAGUAGACUAUGUACUAGUGGAUAGGCAGAUGAUGAGCAGCCUCACAGAUGUUAAGGUCAUUCCAUCUGAGGCCUUAGACAGUGACCAUCGGCUGUUGGUAGCCACCCUGAGAGAGAAAAAAGAUAGGAGGGCAACAGAUAUACAGGAGAAAAGGUUGAAGACAUGGGUGCUGAAAGAGGCUGAACGGAGAACCCAGUACCAGACACUGAUCAGGAAGAAGCUGCCAAAGGAAGAUCAGAGAACAGUGGAAGAAGAAUGGGGAGAUUUUAAGAGGGCUCUAGUUGAGGCAGCUGAGACUGUGUGCGGAAGAACUAGCACAAAGAGGAGAAGUAAGGAAACCCCAUGGUGGAGCAACAUAUGUAAAGAGGCAGUACUUCGAAAGAACAAAGCCUUCAGAGAAUGGUUCCAGACCCGAACAGAGGAAGCUAGGGACGAGGAACUUGAUGGUAUAAUUUCUGUUGAGGUGAAAGGAGAAUUAGCAGAAUUAGAUGCUGAUGAUGAGACAAGUACUGGAAGUGAAGACACUGGCAAUACAAAUCACAACAGCCAGAGUUCACCAAUGAAGAUCAGUAAUGCAUUAACUGAAAAGGGUGACAUAAGUAAAAAUAAUGAUUUGGUUGAAAUUUUGAGAAUGGUACAUGAUAAUUACGAAGACAGUAAUGAGAAAAAGGGAGUAAAGACCAAAAUCAUAGCGUUUUGA
Molecule: messenger RNA, 855 nt
Organism: Schistocerca serialis cubense
Lineage: Eukaryota; Metazoa; Arthropoda; Insecta; Orthoptera; Acrididae
Exons: 2
Coding region: 1-855 (284 amino acids)
Source: RefSeq, a predicted model, not a curated record